AUGGUACACGCCGACUCCAGCAACUUCGCCUCCAACCUCAGCAAAUCGGAAGCCUACAACCAAGUCCUCGCCCAAGCCGCCUCACUCUUCGAAGGCCAACCUAACUGGGUAUGCAACACAGCGAACACCGCUUCUCUCCUCUGGCAUGCGCUCCACGCUUUACCGUCACCCAGCAAACAAACAAACUGGGCCGGCUUCUACGUGCUCGACCCAAAAGUACCCAAUCAGCUCAUCUUGGGCCCUUUCCAUGGCAAGGUAGCCUGCCAAACGUGCGCAUUCGGACGUGGAGUCUGUGGCACCGCCGCUAAGACUGCCACUACUCAGCUUGUUCCGGAUGUGGAGGCGUAUCCGGGUCAUAUUGCUUGCGAUUCUGAGAGUCGGAGUGAGAUUGUCGUGCCCAUAGUCAAGAGUGGGAAGGUCGUAGGUGUCAUCGACCUCGACUGCGCCGUCGAAAAUGGCUUCGACGCCGAAGACCAGCAACACCUGGAAGCUUUAGCAGAGCUCCUAGCCCACGCAUGCGACUGGUGA
This is a messenger RNA of Baudoinia panamericana UAMH 10762, 528 nucleotides long. RefSeq lists its product as uncharacterized. Lineage: Eukaryota; Fungi; Ascomycota; Dothideomycetes; Mycosphaerellales; Teratosphaeriaceae. Bases 1 to 528 code for a protein of 175 amino acids. The transcript has 3 exons. Gene Ontology annotation, molecular function: L-methionine (R)-S-oxide reductase activity; protein binding. The record is from RefSeq and is a predicted model, not a curated record. Gene Ontology annotation, cellular component: cytosol.